AUGGCAUAUCCUCAGCGUCCAGCGCAGAGAGUACCCCCGGUGCGAAACUAUGGCCCCCGCGCUCCCGCCCGAGGCGGGGCCUAUCAGGGCCCGCCGCCAAAUGGACAUUACGAUUAUGGCUACGACAACCAAUAUAACGGGUAUGGCGACGCUGCUCAGAAUGCGGGACAUGGCUAUCCCGGUGAUAGUGCAGUCCCGAGGUCUUAUGCCCCCCCACGAGGUGCGCCGCGGCCUCCGCGUGGUGGCUAUGGCCCCCCAAUGGAAGAUCGAGGGUACGCACAUCGCGGACGUCCGCCGCCGCAGGGAUAUGACGGCCGUCGUGGAUACGGGGACAGACCGCCCCCUCCGAUGCAGGAUCGUAUGAGACCGCCUGCUCGUCCACCGCAAUCUCCUGACAAGAUGGCAUUCGACAACCCUUUUCCAUCGUUCCCGGUAAAAGAUCCACGCGGACCCAGGGGGAUCGAGAGUGAAAUGGCUGCAAUGAACCUCAACGGUGGCCCAAUACCCCCUUCACAGGUGCCGGACCGCCCGCACACGUCGCAUGGUAGACGGCAACCUCGACCUGGGUCUCCCGGCCGUGGUAGAGGCAACUACCCCCCUGCUCCUGUGAGAUCGGCCAGUACUGGUCGUCCUCGUGCAGGUUCAUCCGAUCGGUACGACAGGUCGUACACCGAUCCUAGUGGCCCGCCGCCCAUACCACAUGUCAAUCGAAGUGCUACCAUGCCUGUUCACUCAGCGGUACCCCCUGCACCGUCCAAGCCGCUGUACCCUGGACAGUCAACGUACCAAGAUCCCACCUCUCCCCCGCAACAAGGUCCGCAAGAGCACUUUGACACUGAAGCGUGGUUGGACAGUUAUUACAACUCGGUUCAUGCUGGUGAACACGACAUGCCCAACUUUGAUGCCAUGCCUGAUCCUUCAAAGGGAGGUGUGAUCGAUGAAAGCUUGCCCGGCCUAGAACAGCCUAAGCCUAGGGCACCCAUUGAAUCACCGCCAUCAUCUCGCGGAGGGUAUACCGCAUUCAACCCUCAUGCGGCGGGUGAUCCUCACGCCCAGUCACCGACUGGUACCAGGGCUCCCGCGCCAAAUCAAUUUGCCAAUGCAGGGUUCCAAUUUGACCUACCGAGCGAGGGACUUCCGGGGCGUCCUGGGCAUCCUGGGCAUCCACAGGACAAUGCGGGAUAUGAAUACAAUGCCAACCCUUACGAGGAUUCCCACCAUCAAAGACAAGGUAGCUGGGGCGCAACAAUGCCACAAUAUGGUGACAGUUACAACGGAUAUUCCGCUCCAGAGAAUUACCCUGCUCAUGAGGGCUAUCCAGCUCCAGAGAGUUAUCCUGUGCCAGAGCAGUAUCCCCCUCCAGAGGCUUCUGCCCGGAGCAAUGGGCCACCGCGUCCCUACAGGGCCAACCAACCUGCACCAGUACAUGAGCAGGCAGAAUCUUUGAACCAACCAGAGCCCCUGGAUGCGCAGAAGAAUCCUGAUGCACUCCCUCACCACCCCGUUCCUUUCCGCCCGGGUCACGAUCAAGGGAGUAAACCUGCACCAGUACGGCAAUAUAACAAUGUCAGCACUGCCGCAUCUCCCCCAGCCGCACCACAAGCCGUUCCUGCCGAACCAGCCCCCUCUGGACCAGUUACUCAGCAAGAACUUCAGCGCCUUCAGCAGCUAGCCAAAAGUCGACCGUCAGACAACAAGACACAACUCUUGUUUGCGCAGAAGUUGGUCGAGGCUGCGACCGUCCUGGUUGAUGAUAGCCGAAUGGAUCCGAAGACCAAGGCGAAGGCCCGUGAAAAGUAUAUCAUGGACGGGUACAAAAUAGUCAAAAAGUUGGCAUCCAAUGGGUAUGCGGAUGCACAAUUCUAUCUCGCGGACUGUUACGGCCAAGGCCAGAUGGGCCUGCAUGUUGAUCCCAAGGAGGCUUUCAGUCUGUACCAUUCCGCAGCAAAGCAGGGGCAUGCUCAGUCUGCAUAUCGAGUCGCUGUAUGCUGCGAAAUCGGACAAGAAGAAGGCGGAGGCACCAAACGUGAUCCUUUCAAGGCGGUGCAGUGGUACAAGCGCGCUGCAUCCCUGGGUGACCCACCGGCGAUGUACAAGAUGGGAAUGAUCUUGUUCAAGGGACUUCUCGGCCAGUCAAAGAACCCACGCGAAGGUAUUUCGUGGCUAAAGCGCGCUGCGGAACGCGCUGAUGCCGAAAACCCACAUGCCCUUCACGAGCUUGCCCUCAUGUAUGCCAAUGCGGGCACCAAUGAUGUUGUCAUUCAGGAUGAGGCCUAUGCCAGCCAACUUUUCCACCAGGCUGCGGAACUAGGAUAUAAGUUCUCACAAUACCGUUUGGGCACUGCCUAUGAGCAUGGCUUGAUGGGAUGUCCUGUCGACGCCCGGCAGAGUAUCAUCUGGUACACCCACGCCGCUGCCCAGGGGGAGCACCAAAGUGAACUUGCUCUUAGCGGAUGGUACCUUACAGGCGCCGAGGGCAUCCUCCAGCAGAGCGAUACGGAAGCAUAUCUUUGGGCGCGAAAAGCCGCGACUGCUGGCCUUGCCAAAGCAGAAUAUGCAAUGGGAUAUUUCACCGAGGUUGGAAUCGGUGUAGCCGCCAAUCUUGACGAUGCGAAGAGGUGGUAUUGGCGGGCAGCUGCGCAGCAAUUUCCCAAGGCUCGUGAGCGGCUCGAGGAACUUAAACAGGGCGGCGCUCGGAUGCAAAAGACACGACUCUCCCGAUCUGCUGUCAAUCAACAGAAGCAGAAUGAGGGUGAUUGUGUCAUAAUGUGA
Molecule: messenger RNA, 2772 nt
Organism: Aspergillus ibericus CBS 121593
Lineage: Eukaryota; Fungi; Ascomycota; Eurotiomycetes; Eurotiales; Aspergillaceae
Product: putative chitin synthase activator (Chs3)
Exons: 3
Coding region: 1-2772 (923 amino acids)
Molecular function (GO): protein binding
Source: RefSeq, a predicted model, not a curated record